Messenger RNA from Ilex paraguariensis (yerba mate), 1453 nucleotides. Lineage: Eukaryota; Viridiplantae; Streptophyta; Magnoliopsida; Aquifoliales; Aquifoliaceae. The record is from the annotation of a GenBank genome assembly.
CGCUCGCUAGCUUUCUGGAUCGCUCUCUCUCUCUCGCAAAUGAAGUUGAAGCUAAAAGCAAAGGAUAAACCGACGGACCACCCUUAUCUUGCCAAGGAAGGUGGCAAAGGAAGAGGAAUGGUGGAUCUAGGAAAUGGUAGCGAAGUCCUUUACAUUCCAAGAUUCAUAUCAUACGAGGAGUCUUGGGAAUACUUGGAUUACCUCAACAAGCACAUUCCUUGGACUAGACCCACUAUUCGCGUCUUCGGCCGAUCCUGUGUUCAGCCCAGAGACACAUGUUAUGUUGCAAAUGCAGGAUUGCCAGAACUAGCUUACAGUGGGUAUCAGCCUCGUGUGUAUUCGUGGGAUGAAUUUCCUCCACUUAGAGAAAUUUUGGACAGAGUCCACAAAGCACUUCCUGGAAGUUGUUUUAACAGCUUGCUCCUAAAUCGGUAUAAGGGUGGUGAUGACUGUGUUGGAUGGCAUUCUGAUGAUGAGAAGCUCUAUGGACCGACUCCAGAAAUUGCCUCCAUUUCUUUUGGAUGUGAACGUGAUUUUCUUUUGAAGAAGAAACCUAGUAAAAUAUCUCAAGCUAAAAGAUUCGAGGGUGAACCUCCUAGCAAAAGAUUAAAGAAGACUAGCCAUUCCAACCAGCACUCAUUUACAUUAAAGCAUGGCUCAUUGUUGCUGAUGAGAGGCUAUACCCAACGGGAUUGGCUCCACUCAGUGCCUAAACGUGCAAAAGUAGAGACAGCACGAAUUAAUCUAACCUUCAGGCAUGUUCUCUGAUUGACUUGUGAUCAAGAAAGUGCUUGUUAAGUGCUAAAGGGUACACAGCAUACAGAAUUCCUUUGAAAUUCUGCUAUGCCUUUUAAGUGCUUUUAUUUUUGUUUGAAAGCUGGUAGAUGUUGCGAAUACACGGUUAAAUACUGUGGAGACUUAGUAUAGAAGGUUUUCUAUCGUUCUUACACUUGGUGUUUAUGGAUGAAAGAAUGUGCAGAGAGAAUACAACAAACAAUGUAGACAUACAAACAUGUUAAGAUUUUUAAAUUACCUAGAGUGGACUUACAUUUGUAUAUCUGUAUAUUUGCUUGAGUGUGGGAUGCAAAACUGGUGAGGGAAGCUCUCCAUUUUAUCACGUGCAUGGAAAACCAUCCCUGCUCUGCUAAUGAUAGAUAAUGAUAUGGAGCUCAGCUAAUUAGGUCUCAGUACCUGCAACACCAUUACACCUGAACUAAGACAAGGCAAAAAGCAGUAGCACUUUGCACUGGGGAAGGAGCAUCAUCUGCCCUUGUUUUAGACUUCAUUUAGGCCUCUUUUUAACUCUUGGUAAGGUUCAAAAGCUCAUUCAAUUGCUUCAGAAUUUUGUAGCUUCACAAGAUCACUUGUAGACAUGGAUGUAUGGAUUUUCUAAGCUGGAAUAGCUUUGAGUUUCUGAGUUUGAAUGCAUAGGAACUUAAUAGGAGUGAAUUGC